This is a messenger RNA of Paramacrobiotus metropolitanus, 904 nucleotides long. RefSeq lists its product as uncharacterized. The transcript has 4 exons. Lineage: Eukaryota; Metazoa; Tardigrada; Eutardigrada; Parachela; Macrobiotidae. The coding region runs from base 222 to 689 and encodes 155 amino acids. The record is from RefSeq and is a predicted model, not a curated record.
CUGACAAUCAGAUUAUCAUGCAGCAAUGCACUAUACAAUUUCCGGUUAAGGCUGAAUACGAGAAAUUUUCUGUGCUACUAUCCAACACCGGCUUGAACCAUUUUAAAACUACGGACGAUAGGUUAGGCUGCGCUUCUGCGACUGCGUAAAAAUUUAUUCUGAGUGAACUGGCUGACCGCUGUAAGGCGUCCCUUCCGGAUGUGGAAUACAGAACAUUUCCCAUGUCGGAGGCCGAAAUACUGGCGACACAACAGGACGCACAGGAUUACUGCCGCGCAGCGAAUGUGACAGCGUCGUGCAUGAAAUGGUUUGAGGAGCGUUGCGAUAGUGAUUCCGCGAUGGCGGCCUACCGUGAGGAAGGCGGUUUCUACGAAGCGCACGCGUGGAUAGCGGAGGCCGAAAUGUGUCAGCUGUCCAUCCAUCCCGUCCGCUAUUAUUGCGCCCGGGCCAACUGCUACCAGCAGCGUCCCCGUUUUGAGAAGGACCUGUUAGUACACCGCACCGCUUAUUGGCGCAUAUCACCGGAUACCGCCGCCGGGAAACAUAAUUUCUGCGAAGCCUUAAAUCUGACUUCAACAAGACUGGACGGAACGGCCAAGGCGGAGUUGACGGCCAAAUGUGGAGCGGAAGCGGUGACUGUUAUGAAGGAGGCCGCGGUCAAACUGCACGCUGCCCAGUGUGCCAGCUAACGAAAAUUGCUUUUGAUUUGUACUGACAUAGCUGGGCUUUUCGUACUACCAUGCUUUAUCGAUGCCCGGAUGUAGAUAAGCCAAUCACCCAUGACAUAUAGAAAAUGAAGCUGUUUAAUAAUACUUCCGUCACUAACCUUUUUGCCGGGAGCCUGUUGAAUAGCAAGACCAAAUCUAUGUUAACUGCAUUAUACCAUAAUGCGCUAAAAUGCGGC